This is a messenger RNA of Amaranthus tricolor (Joseph's coat), 1239 nucleotides long. RefSeq lists its product as uncharacterized. The record is from RefSeq and is a predicted model, not a curated record. The transcript has 3 exons. NCBI's taxonomy places the organism in Eukaryota, Viridiplantae, Streptophyta, Magnoliopsida, Caryophyllales, Amaranthaceae. Bases 1 to 1239 code for a protein of 412 amino acids.
AUGCCAAUAAGCUCCCCGCUGGCUCCUGAAGUACUGAAUACCCCUAACCCGACAAAAAUAAAGAUCCCGAAUAUGGCGGCCUUCGAUGGAACAUCAUGCGCGGAGGAGCACUUAAUGUGGGAAGUAUUCCAUACUUUUGCCCAAUUAGAGAGCAAAUUCCUAGGUCACUUUGUAGCAUCCAGAAGGCAAGAAAAAUCAAAUUUCCACUUGCUCAGCAUAACGCAAUUAGAAGGGGAAUCCAUAUCGUCAUAUUUGAAGAGAUUCCAUGAGGCGGUGCUAGAGGCACAUGACCCCAAAAAGCGAAAAUCAGAAAAGAAGGAUCCAAUACCCUCCCACCAAUACAGAGAGGAACACUCGUCAAGGUGGGAUAGAAACUACAUGCCACGUCGCCCGGAACCCCCAUCAGAUAUGAGACCUCCACGAUCCAGACAUGUAUAUGCCACGAAAGGGGAAGCCAGGACACAGAACUUACUCGACGAAGGUAACGAUCCGAUCUUCAACUGGAACAAGAGAGACAUAUUCUUCGCCAUCCGGGACGAGUUGCCAACUCCACCUCCUAUUACCACCCCCUCUGAUCGUAGCAACUACAAUUUGUGGUGUGAUUACCACAAAGAACAUGGCCAUACCAUAGCCCAAUGUCGCGAACUCAAGCGUAUCCUACAUCAGCUAGCCGAUGAGGGGAAGUUAACACGAUUCAUCAAUCGGAAAGACUAUGACACAAGAAGCGACAAUGAAAAAAGACCUUGGAUCCCAAAACGCAGAUCUCCCAGAAGAGACGAGACUAGACACGACAGUUCCAACACUCAAGGAUUCAUCUACAUGAUUUUCGGCGGCUACUCCGAAGAAUACCCUAUUAUCCGCGCCGCGAAAGACAACAUCCAUACACUGCUCAAAGGACCAGCAAAGAACACAUCGAAUGGGCCGAUCAUGAGAUUCGAUGCUACUACUUCCCAACCGUUGCAACAACCACACACCGAUCCUUUAGUGGUUACCCUCAAGAUUGGGCAAAUGAAGGUGAGGCGAGUAUUGGUGGAUACUGGAAGCACAACCGAUCUCAUAACAAUGGAAUGCCUCAGACAAAUGAAGUUUGAAGAAAACCACUUGCAGCCCCUCGAUAAACCUUUGAUCGGGUUUGGAGGAAAUCAAGUCAUACCCUUGGAACAAUCAUACUCCCUGUACGGGUGGGGGAGAGAAACAGAAGCAGAACAAUGCCCAUGCGAUUCACGGUGGUGGAUCUGA